CAAAAUACCGGUCAGUCUGGAGGCGUGAAAGGUUUGGAUCUGAAUGUUCUAGCAGCGUGGGAGAUGGGGUACUCUGGAGUUGGAAUAACUACGGGGAUAAUGGACGAUGGAAUUGAUUACCUACACGAGGACCUCAAAUAUAAUUAUAAUGCCGACGCCAGCUAUGACUUUAGCAGCAACGACCCAUACCCAUACCCAAGAUACACAGACUCUUGGUUCAACAGCCAUGGUACCAGAUGUGCCGGGGAAGUUUCAGCAGCUAGGGACAAUGGAAUCUGUGGUGUCGGAGUGGCUUUUGGAUCCAAAGUUGCAGGUCUUCGUAUGCUGGACCAGCCCUUCAUGACAGAUCUCAUCGAGGCCAACGCUAUGGGUCACAUGCCUAACGUUAUCGAUAUUUACAGCGCCUCCUGGGGUCCAACAGACGACGGGAAGACAGUCGACGGACCCCGAAACCUCACCAUGAGGGCUAUUGUCAAUGGAGUUAACAAUUUUACUUUGACUUCCAGCUCAUGGGAAGUUGAUAUUACCUCAUACGCCAAUGGUAGGGAAAAAC
Messenger RNA from Candidula unifasciata, 553 nucleotides. NCBI's taxonomy places the organism in Eukaryota, Metazoa, Mollusca, Gastropoda, Stylommatophora, Geomitridae. The record is from the annotation of a GenBank genome assembly.